This is a messenger RNA of Moneuplotes crassus, 531 nucleotides long. The record is from the annotation of a GenBank genome assembly. NCBI's taxonomy places the organism in Eukaryota, Ciliophora, Spirotrichea, Euplotida, Euplotidae.
UUGAAUAAUAAUAUUAGUUGUCAGGUACAUGAGUGAUAGCAAGCCUAUAAAAUUUUCAAAACAAGAAUAUAAGCAGCCAGGCAGUAGUAAAAUUCAAGACCUCUCCCAGUGGUGCAUAUCAGAAAUAACUCAAGGACAGUUAUAUGGCACUUUAAUGCAGAGUUUGGGCAGGUUGAGAAUCUCAAUAAUUGUAGUGCCUGAAGCUGUAGAGAAGGAUUAUAGUAUCAUUAGUAAGCUUCUCUACCAAUUUUUCUUUCAAAUAUCCUAUAAAAAUCCAAAAUAUGCAAAAUUUUGAUUCGGCUAGGUAACCUUAGAGUGUCUUAUCCUAUUUACAUACUUACUAUUCCAAAAAUUUAUUUACAUCAGUAAAUAAGUUGGAGUACCUUUGUUCUUCCUUUUGAAGGUCAUGUUGGAAUCAUGAAUGCAGAGUUACAUAUUCUCCAGCCUUCUUAGGCUCACCAAAUAUUAAGGCAAUAAAGGGUAUUCCUACCCAAUGCUUAAUUUCCAAAUAUCAGCUGAUAGUAUUUCAAA